This is a messenger RNA of Vicia villosa (hairy vetch), 558 nucleotides long. RefSeq lists its product as uncharacterized. Gene Ontology annotation, biological process: base-excision repair. Bases 1 to 558 code for a protein of 185 amino acids. Gene Ontology annotation, cellular component: nucleus. Lineage: Eukaryota; Viridiplantae; Streptophyta; Magnoliopsida; Fabales; Fabaceae. The transcript has a single exon. Gene Ontology annotation, molecular function: double-stranded DNA 3'-5' DNA exonuclease activity; DNA-(apurinic or apyrimidinic site) endonuclease activity; phosphoric diester hydrolase activity. The record is from RefSeq and is a predicted model, not a curated record.
AUGAAUUUAAUCUCUUAUAAUAUUAGGGGGGGCGGGGCACUAUCAAAGAGAAAAAGAAUCAGUGUUCUCUUAAAAGUUAGUAAGGUGGAUUUGUGCUUUAUUCAAGAAACUAAGUUGCCUUGUUUCAAUGACAAUUUAGCUAGUUCUUUGUGGGGUGGAAACGAGGUAGAGUGGACAUCGUCUAAUUCGGAAGGGGCAUCGGGAGGAAUGGUCGUCUUGUGGAAGAAAGGCUCUUUGAAUGUCAAUUACAUUUUUAGAGGUCACGACUUUAUAGGCAUAAACAUAAGGAGGGAAGGCUUAAUCUAUAAUUUGGUGAACAUUUAUGCACCUUGUAGUGGGGUGUCUAGAAGAGUGCUUUGGAAGGAGUUGCUUGAUAGGAGGUCAAAAGGCGGGAACGAGGAGUGGUGUUUAGGAGGUGAUUUCAAUGAGGUCACUAGUAGGGAAGAAAGAUUAGGAGUAGCUAUGUUUCACAACAGGUUGGGAAUGGAGGAGUUCAAGGAAUUUAUCGAGAGGAUGGGAGUGGUCGACAUUUCGUGCGUGGGUGGAAAGUUUACAUAG